UUUUGGUGGGUGCGGUGUUUUCUCUUGUUUUCCCAUUUUCCCACUACUGCUAUUGCUAUGCCAAAUCCAUGUUUUGUCUCAGUUGCCCAUUUCUCUCUCUUUCUCUGUGUUUCUCUCUGUACCCUUUAAUCUGACAGAUGGGUCAAUGGUAAUUUGUUUAUUUAUUUUGUGACAAAUUUGGAUUGCCCAGAAAUUCAUAGCUCAAAAUUUGUCAAUGUGUUUGUGUUUUGUGAAGGAAUUGUGAAUAGUAGGGAUUGAUUGGAGUUGAUUCUGUUGUGGGGUUUUUUGUUUGAGGCUUAGGGGUGUUGCUGUAUAUAUAUAGAUAAUAGAUGGCUUCUUCUCCUCCAUUUGAGGUGGAGGAUCAGACGGAUGAGGAUUUUUUUGAUAAACUUGUUAAUGAUGAAAUUGAAUUUACUGGAUCUGUGCCUAGUGUUGUAAAGAAUGAUGCUUUAGAUGAGGCAAAAGCGGUUUCUAAUCUAAGGAUUAGCGAAGUGGGGGCUGCCGGAGUUGACUCCGGUGGCAAUGAUGGUCUUGAGGUCAAUGAUGAAAUGGGCCAUGAAGAUUUGGUUGUGUCUGCUGCAUCAUUGGAUGCCAAUGAGGAAAAUGUGGUUGGUGAAGUGGGCAAUUCGUUGGUACCCAGUAAUACUGAUGAGUCUAAUAGUGUGGUUGGCAAAGAGAGCGUUCCAUCAGUAGUGAUACCCAAUGAAACAAAUGAGGGUAGCGAAGUGGGGAAAGGGGAGGAAGGUGCAUUGCAUAGUUCAGUGGGUGAGAGUAGCGUGUCUGUGGGAACGGGUCUGAAAGUUGUUCAGUGGAGUUCAUUUGAGUCGGAGGUGGAUGAUAAUGGUGGUGAAUUUGGCAUGUACUCGGAAUUCUUUAGUGAAUUGAAAGAUAACUCACAAGACCCUUUUGAGAAUGUGACGAAUAUGGGCAAGUUGGGGACAGAAUCUUAUUUUGUGGAUGGUGUUUUGGAAAACCCAGUUGCUGAUUUGGGGGCCUCCAAUUAUGGGCAACAUCAAGAAGGUCAAUACUAUGGGGCAGUUACGGGGCAGAAUAUAGAUGGUCAGGAUUUGAGUAGUAGUCAGAAUUGGGAAAAUCUUUAUCCAGGGUGGAAGUACGACACAAACACUGGGCAAUGGUAUCAGUUGGAGGGUUAUGAUGCAAAUGCAAGUUCAAGUGCUGAUAUUAAUGUGAAUGCAAAUGAUCAUGCAAAUGCAGAUGCAGUUCUUUCAGACCACACAGUAGGUGGUUAUUAUCAGCAGCAAACAGCUCAGGCUCAGUCUGUUGUUGGAACUGUGGAUGACGGAUGUACAACUGGCAGUGUCUCUCACUGGAAUCAGAUUUCCCAAGGAAAUAUGCAAUACCCAGCUCAUAUGGUAUUUGAUCCCAAUUAUCCUGAUUGGUACUAUGACAGCAUCACUAAAGAAUGGAAAUUGUUGGAAACAUACACUCCAGCUUCAAAUCAGUUAACAAGUGUAGAUUAUAAUCAGCAAUAUCAAAAUCAGAAUGUGGAGAAUCAUCAGUCACAAAGUCUAGAUAGUCAAGAACAUGUUGCAAACUGGGAUGGAUCUGCGAGCACUUACAAUAACCAAACUGUGAAUAUGUGGCAAACUCAACAUGUUGCAAAGAGCGACACAAUUGGGUUUACUGAAAACCAGAAAUUAGGGAACCAUUACAGUUCCACUGGUCAUUUAACUGAUUCUGUGGAUCAACAGUCGGGGUUCGUUCCUCGUGGAUCACUUGCUCAGUAUGAACAGCCAAAUCAAAGUGUUGACAGCGGCCGUAGGGUUGCUGAGUUUCAAAGCUUUAUUCCUGAUGAAAAUUUUUAUCAGCACCAAAAUCAGGCCAAGGACCUAAAUCAACACAUGCAUUUCUCACCUGCUCACUUGGGUAAUCAGAAACCAGUGAAUUUUUCACAACAGCUGCCACAGAAUGGAACUCAGUUCUCUUAUGCACCAAGUGAGGGGAGGUCAUCUGCAGGACGGCCUCCACAUGCUCUAGUCACUUUUGGUUUUGGUGGGAAACUUAUAGUCAUGAAAGAUAAUAGUUCUUUUCUCAGAAACUCAUAUGAAAGCCAGGACUCUGUAGGAGGUGUGCUUAAUGUUCUCAACUGGAUGGAAGUUGUCAUGGACAAAAAUGAUUCUUCAAGCUUUGGAUUGGGUGCUUGUGAUUAUUUUUAUGCAUUGUGCCAACAAUCUUUUCCUGGUCCCUUGGUUGGUGGGAGUGUUGGAAGUAAGGAGUUAAACAAAUGGAUUGAUGAAAAGAUUGCUACCUGUGAAUCUCCAAUCGUGGAUUAUAGGAAAAGUGAAGAUCUUAGGUUGCUUUUUUCUUUGCUGAAAAUAUCAUGUCAGUAUUAUGGAAAACUUCGAUCACCUUUUGGCACUGACCAAGCCUUGAAGGAAAGUGAUUGUCCUGAGUCAGCUAUUGCUAAGCUCUUUACAACUUCCAAAAGAAAGAGUGCGUAUGGUGCACUUGCACACUGCUUGCAGAGCUUGCCUUCUGAAGCCCAAAUUCAGGCUACCGCACUUGAGGUACAGAGUCUUCUUGUCUCUGGUCGGAAGAAAGAGGCUUUGCAAUGUGCACAGGGAGGUCAACUGUGGGGACCGGCACUUGUUCUUGCAUCUCAACUUGGGGAUCAGUUUUAUGUUGAUACUGUGAAGCAAAUGGCACUUAACCAAUUCAUAGCUGGAUCACCUUUGCGGACUUUAUGCCUGCUUAUUGCUGGGCAGCCUGCAGAAGUGUUUUCUAGUGCCACUACUAGUGGCACCUUACCCGGUUCUGUAGAUUUUUUUCAACAGCCUGUCAAGAGUGGGGCUAACUGCAUGUUAGAGGAAUGGGAAGAGAAUUUAGCUGUCAUAACUGCAAAUAGAACAAAAGAUGAUGAGCUUGUCAUCAUUCAUCUAGGAGAUUGCCUAUGGAAGGAGCAUGGGGAGACUACUGCUGCACACAUAUGUUAUUUAGUUGCAGAAGCCAGCAUUGAACCAUAUUCGGAUGCUGCAAGACUCUGUCUUAUUGGUGCAGAUCAUUUGAAAUUUCCACGAACAUUUGCCAGCCCUGAGGCAAUACAGAGGACAGAAUUACAUGAGUACUCAAAGGUGCUUGGGAAUUCUCAGUUUCUCCUCCUACCUUUUCAGCCAUAUAAGCUUAUAUAUGCCCACAUGCUGGCUGAAGUUGGAAAAGUUGCAGAUGCUUUGAAGUACUGCCAUGCAAUUUUGAAGUUUCUCAAGACUGGUAGAGCACCAGAAGUGGACACAUGGAGACAAUUAGUGUUGUCUCUUGAGGAGCGGAUUAGAACCCACCAGCAGGGUGGUUAUGGAUCAAAUUUGGCUCCAACCAAACUGGUUGGUAAAUUGCUUACCUUCAUUGACAGUACUGCUCAUCGUGUUGUUGGAGGCCUACCUCCACCUGUACCUUCAACAUCACAUAGUGGUGCUCAACAUAAUGAAUAUGCUUCUCAACCAGGAGGUCUUAAAGUAUCGAACAGUCAAUCAACAAUGGCAAUGUCUUCAUUAAUGCCAUCAGCUUCAGUGGAACCCAUAAAUGAGCGGGCUGCUGAGAACAAAAUGCCUAAUAGAAGUGUCUCGGAGCCAAUCUUUGGUAGUGCUCCUAAGAAGGUUGAUUCAUCUAAGGAAACAAACUCUUCUGAUACGCAAGGAAAGGCAUCAGCAUCAGGUGGGUCAUCUCGUUUUGGUCGUUUUGGCUCACAGCUAUUCCAAAAGACUGUGGGAUUGGUCUUGAGAUCCAGACCAGACCGGCAGGCUAAAUUGGGUGAGAAGAAUAGAUUCUAUUAUGAUGAAACGCUUAAGAGAUGGGUUGAAGAAGGCGCUGAACUUCCUCCACCUGAGGAGGCUGCGCUACCACCUCCACCAACGACUGCAGCUUUUCAGAAUGGAAUGCCAGAUUACAACGUGAAAGAUGCACCAAAAACCGGAGGAUUUCCCUUGGAAUUGGGGCUUGAAACCAAAAGCCCAAUCUCUUCUGAACGAAGUUCAGGGAUCCCACCUAUUCCACCUGGUUCAAACCAGUUCUCUGCACGUGGACGGAUGGGUGUUCGCUCAAGGUAUGUUGACACAUUCAAUAAGGGUGGUGGGACCCCAUCAAAUUUGUUCCAGACACCUUCUAUUCCAGCUGCUAAACCUGGGGGUGGUUCCAAUCCUAAAUUUUUCAUCCCUGCUCCAGUAGCUUCUGUUGUGGAGACAGUUCAGACACCUGGAGAAAGCAUGCAAGAGGCUACUCUAAACAAUGCCAAUCCACCUACUUCAUUUAAAGAGGAUUCUAUCUCUUCCACACAAAAAUCAACAUUGCCAUCAAUGAGUCUGCAGCGGUUUCCUAGCAUGGAUAAUAUUGUACAAAGGAAAACAGGGCCAAUGGCACAUGGAACUAGCUUAGUUCCCCCUCCCUCACGGCGUACAGCAUCAUGGAGUGGAAACCUUAGUGAUGGAUGGAAUCCUUCAAUGAUGAAUGAAGUAAAACCUUUAGGAGAAGUCCUCGGUAUAUCUCCAUCUUUGUACAGGCCAGGUGACCCUUUAUCAGUUCAGUUUCCAUCGAGUCGUAAUAGUUCUAGAGAUGAUCUUCAUGAAGUUGAAGUUUGAGGCUUAACGAACAGUUCUCUGUAGUUUUGCUUCUCCCGAUAAAGCUUGUCAAAGAGCAUACUUGUCUCCUCAUCUUGCUGUAAGGAUUGAAGAUGGAGGAUGGCAGUUAUGGGGGAGUUCAGAUUUUUGGUGAAGUCCCUUAGCCAUAUUGGAAAUUCUUAUACAUCUUAGACGAACAUAUGAUGUUCACUGUUCUAGUUGCUGCCCUUUGAGAAGCCCAUUGCCAUUGAAGCAAUUAGGGCUUGUGAUGGUGCACUGCUCUGUGGCCCUUUGUUGAUUUAUUAGAGCUAGAUUGCCUCGAGGAAGACGAGGAUCAGAAGAAAGCAUCCCUUCUUUCUAUUAUCAAGGCUAAAACUGCUUACCAAAAAUUGCAAAAGGAAAAGAAAAAAAGAUAUGCAAAUUCUGCUAAUGAAUGAUUGUUAUCAAAACUUGUCAAAAUAUGAAAAUACAAUUAAAUGUUGAAAAUGGAGGCAUAUGGUUCGUGUCCACGUUUUAUUAAAGUUGAGGCUGGCUGUUGAUUAAGGGAAUAUCUUGUAGCUCAAUUAGCACUUACUGAUGAUUAUCGUAUUUUUAACGGAGUUGUGUAGAGUCUAAAUCCCGACUCAACUGUCAAAUUAUUAAAAAGCGAAGAAUUAUUUCCAGUUUUU
Molecule: messenger RNA, 5236 nt
Organism: Quercus lobata
Lineage: Eukaryota; Viridiplantae; Streptophyta; Magnoliopsida; Fagales; Fagaceae
Product: protein transport protein SEC16B homolog
Exons: 14
Coding region: 330-4589 (1419 amino acids)
Biological process (GO): Golgi organization
Cellular component (GO): endoplasmic reticulum exit site; ER to Golgi transport vesicle membrane
Source: RefSeq, a predicted model, not a curated record